GUCACUGUCAAAUUUUACAUUUACAAAUAUAUCACUUACAUUUAUGUUUAGAUUGAUUUAAGCAAAAUUAAAAAGUUAUGCAUCAAGUUAAAUGGACUAGAUGAUUUUUAGUAACAAACGCUUAUAAAUUUCUUUGGCAAGAUAAAGUAGGUAAAUAAAGAUCAUAUAUUUGGCCAGAAAAUUUCGUCCAUCCUCUUUGCUUAUAUAGUUAUUUGGGCUAUUUUAUAUUCUAUAAUCGUUGGAAUCCUUUUAUACAUUUAUGAGUUGUUGGCACGAAAUGUUGACAGUUUUACUUGAAAGAAACGAAACAAAGAAAAAUUAUUAAUAAAGUAUAUUGGUUUAACACAGCAACAACAAUAAUAAUUGUAGAAAUAUAUGCCGGUAUAUGAAUGGGUAAACUAAAAUGUAUUACUUUGCAUUUAUACUUCUUUUAAGUUAAGCUAUAUUCAAGACUGCACAAUAAACCCGAUGGCAACUUUGAAGUUAAAUAUAAGGCUGGAAACUACUAAGAUCUAGUUAAAUAUUCUACGUGUUUGCAAUCUGCUAUACUCGUGAGACAUGCGAAUAAUAUUGACAACAGAAUCAAGCAGUGUUCUGUUAAUAUUAGAUCUAAUAGUAAACUAAAGUAUAAAUAAAGUAAAAAUAUGGCAGAAUAAGAAGGUAAAAGAUAAGGUGAAAUCUACUUAGAACCUUAUUUCCCUCACUAUCCCAGCUGCUCGACCCGCUAGCAAAUGGUCACAAUAAAGGCAAGAGAGAUUUUGAUUUAAAUGAAAACUUUAUUACAAAGAAGGAAAACAUAGUCAUGAGAAUGAUGAGUAAAAUCUUUGUGGUCCUUAGUAAUCCAAAACAAUAUUUAAAAAAAAACUGAAGGUCUGUGCCAAAGUAUUUGGAAACGCCUCUGCCUUGGCAAAACACAAACUGACUCACAGUGAUGAAAGAAAAUAUAUUUGCAACAUGUGCGGAAAGGCUUUUAAGCGGCAAGACCACCUCAAUGGACAUAUGCUUACGCAUCGAAACAAAAAGCCAUACGAGUGUAAGGCGGAAGGUUGUGGUAAGAGCUAUUGCGACGCUAGAUCCUUACGAAGGCAUACAGAAAACCAUCAUAGCUCAUCAUCAACGACAACUGUCAAUACUACAAGUACAACUUUAUCACCCGCACAAGGAGCUGCUUCUGGUGACGCUGCUUCACCUCAUGGAUCCAGUUGCAUUCAAUACGCUCCACCUCCAACUACAAGCACAACUUCAACUACGACAUCUGUGACACCAAGUAGUGGCAAGAGUCAGUUACAGCAAUUGUUAGCAACGGAUCCAGCUAAGGGCGGCAACAGUGGCAACAAUGACGGGUUAACUAAACAACAGCUGGAUCUGAUACAUCAAAUAAUGGAACAAACGCAGAGACAAUCGCAGGCCGUGGCGGCUGCAGCGGCGGCCGUCUCGAAUAAAUCCACGACCGCCCCCAAAUCCACAUCCAGUAGCGCAGGGGGUAGUAAAUCGACCGGUCCAACUAAAAUGUCCGCCAAGGCGCAUCUGGCAAAGUGGAUGCCUACGGCUUUACAGGGAAUUUAUCCAUACGCGACGAGUGGUAGCGGAAGUCCGAACUCUCCCGGAUCUCCAAAUUCAACAACUGAUAAAAUGAUCCCAAAACCGGUCGAGUGCAACCUGUGUCACAGAAAGUUCAAAAACAUCCCUGCCCUCAACGGUCACAUGAGACUUCAUGGGGGUUACUUCAAAAAGGACGCUGAAAGUAAAAAAUGCGAGAAAAAAGAGCCCGGCGGUCCACCUUUGCAGACAGCAAGUUUCAGCGUGCGAGCACUAAUAGAAGAAAAAAUUAUAAAUAAAAGGAUAACGACUCCUCAACCCACAGAAGAACAAAAAUCCAACGCUCCACCUCUUUUUCCUUUAAACGUGCAUUCCUCUCCAUCUAGCAACACCGAUCUAGAGUCGAAAAUUUCAUCAUUUGUUGUACCAGCUCCUCCUCAACAGAACGCUGAAAAAGCUCGAAGACAUUCCGACGCGGAAACUUUCCGGUCAACUCAACAGGAGGCGCAAGCUUUGGCCGACCUUAUUCUUAAAAGAGAAAAGGCUACAGUAAAAAGAACUACCUCUGACCCAGGCCAGUCUUCACCAAUAAUUCAAUUUCAAUCUAGUGAGUCUUUUACGUUGGCGAACGUCACCUACCAAUCAGAAGAAGCGGAGUUCAUAUCUUCAAGUUUGCAAGAAGGUGUUUUCACGCAAGAAAGCAUGCUUCUCCAAGGAGUGGAUCCUAGUCAACUUGCAUCAAUACAAUUUCAAACGGAUACUCUCCUCCAAGAUCAGAACGACCAACAAAUAGAAAAUUUUAAAAUUGAAGAUAUCUCACUUCAAGAACCAGUUCAGCAGUCCCCCUCGUACCAAUCCAAUCAUCCUGUUAAUCAAGAACUACAGGCCGUUUUAGAUUCGCCGUUACCGGAGAGUUUAGCAGAGUUCAGUACAUUUCAUUCGACAAACAGCAUUGAUAUGCCUUCUCCGAGUUACCAAACUCAAUCACCUGCUCAAUAUGCCCGAUCUCCACAUACAAUAACUGCACAAUCACCAUUACAAAGUCCAUUGAUAAGGCACGAUUCUCCAGGAUUUGCAUAUCCCACACCACCAGCUAGUCAUGAAGGUCAGAGCCCAGGAUUUGGACAAAAUACAAUAUUGCCGAUGGUAUCACCGAAUGCUCAAGAGUUUGGUCAGAUAGUUGAAAGAGGUGUUUAUGAGGAGCCACCACAAGCUUCUUCGCCGCUUUCAGCUGCCUUCUUCACAUCUACAAUGUCUAGUUCCGCAGCAGUAGAAGAAGCCUUAGAAGAGGUGUUACCUGGAGAGCCAAUUUAUCCACUGACAAAUUCUCCCUCACCUCAAUCACCACUCGGCCUAACACCCGUACCAUCACCUAUUUCUAAUAUUGUUACGACAACAGAUUCCCAACCAGCAACAGCGACUAGCUUCUCACCGUCUCCGAACACUUCUACAUUUACCUUGUCCGGAAAUUGGUGUAAUGGUUUAAUGCUACCGAACUCAGACGAUCCACUUUUAUCCAGCAGCCCCAAAGAUUUUGUACCCAGAAAAAAAAUUGAAAUUAACGGAGUACCUUUAAGGCUGAUAAGCAACAACGGCCUAAUCGAAUUGAACAGCACGAAUUUUGCUGGGAUUCUUGUUGACGCUAACGGAGAAAUAAAGUUAAUACAGACCGGUGGAAAUACUUUUCAGACGAAAAAUAUUUUGGUAACGAAUACUCCUAUAAUCACUCCUCAAGAUAAUGGUAGUGAAGACAAAAAGAAGGUGAUACAAACUGUACAAUGCACUAUUCCAACGAAACAAAUUAUUAACAGGCCUAAACCAGUAACCGAAAUUAAAAAAGAAGAUAACAACGACGUUUUUUUAAGUCCUACUUCGGUACCUGCUAGUCCGAUAAGAGUAUCUAGAAAAAGGCCCAGAGCGGAACCUCUUCCGUUACCUAUAAUACAUCACUCCAAACUUAGAGCUACUAUAAGCAAGCCCCCUGGUUGCGCGAGAUAUACUCCCCAACCAAUACUAAAUCCUCAGAGGCCAGGAGCUGGUCUUUAUAUCAAUAUUAAAAACAAAUGUGAGGAUAGCUGGAACAACGAUUCAAUACCAGAGAGUGAUGCAACGCCUCACGUUAAUGUGGGCUCUAAAUUCCAAUGUAAUAUUCCUCAGUUUUACUCAAUUCCCAAUCGGGGGAAAUCGGAACCGCCGUAUGAAGAUUUGCUGUGGGAUCCUGGUAUUAAUAAUUGCACGGAUAAUGAAGUGGAUAUGUACCUGGAUUUUGCUUGUUGUGCUGCAGUGCCAGGUGGGGGAAGGAACAAGGAAUAUGCUAUGCAUCUGCUUCAUAUGUGUGGAGGAAACAUUCAUGACGCAAUGUUGCGACUGAUGCAACCUUCACCGAACCUUCCCACAGACCAUCCUCUUUUGGCGUAUCAAUAUUGUGAAAGUGACAAAUGGUCUACGACAGAAACUGACAUCUUCCAUAAGUCGCUGCUCAAGUACGAUAAGGAUUUCCGCAAUAUUGCUCAAGAGAUUCGUACAAAAACCGUAAAGCAAUGUGUGCAAUUUUAUUACGUUUGGAAGAAAGUUUGUGCUGACGAAUAUCGAAAAUUAAAACAUACAAGAGAAAGAAGAAAUCACUACCUUAAACAUGUAGACGUUGAUAUCGAUGAGAAGCUUUAUACAGGGAUAGCAGAUAGUGGCUCGCCGUUACCAAUGCCAGAUACAAGAAGUUUUGUAUGUGAAUUUCCAGAUUGCUCAGCAAGCUUUAAUUCCCGCGCCGCACUAAAUGGUCACAUCCGGAUACAUGGCGGUACUGCAAGAAAUUCGCCGACGCCGUCUUCUACAACGACGGAAAGGCGGUCAGUAUCAGUCACUUCCUCCAGCGUCUGCCCGCCAGACUCAACCGAAGAGUACCCCUGCAAGAUAUGCGGGAAGUAAGUGUACAACAUUCGUCAUAAAACAACCGAAGGUAAAUGAUCGGUGUGUUGCGUCCCCUGCUUACGUGCUAAUACUAUUCGUUAUAAUUAUUUACUCCUAAAAUACACAACAUCCAGUGUGCGGAACAAGGUAUUUUUAGUUUACGUGAAAGAUUUGUUUAUAAUAUAAGACAACAAGUAUGUAUCUGAGU
Diabrotica balteata is the source of this 4654-nucleotide messenger RNA. The record is from the annotation of a GenBank genome assembly. Lineage: Eukaryota; Metazoa; Arthropoda; Insecta; Coleoptera; Chrysomelidae.